Molecule: messenger RNA, 2256 nt
Organism: Debaryomyces hansenii CBS767
Lineage: Eukaryota; Fungi; Ascomycota; Pichiomycetes; Serinales; Debaryomycetaceae
Product: DEHA2G02178p
Exons: 1
Coding region: 1-2256 (751 amino acids)
Biological process (GO): cell adhesion
Cellular component (GO): fungal-type cell wall
Source: RefSeq, a predicted model, not a curated record
AUGAAGACAAGCCUUAUUACAGUAUUAUUAUCCCUCGUUUUACUCGAAACAACUGCUGCUAUAACAGUUACUAAUAUAUGGCAGUCGUUGAAAAUAACUAAUCCUUCAACAUCGAGCAGACCCCAAGAUAUAAGGACUGCAACUGUCGGAUGGAAAAUUGUUACUGCUGAUGUUCUACAUAAUGACAUAUUUUUCUUCCUGAUGCCUUAUGUUUUCAGAACCAAGUUUAGUGGCAACGAAAUAUUAUUAAAAGCAGACGGUACUAUCUAUGCUCGCUGUCAAGUAAACGAUGGUUCAUUUAAUAGGGAUGCUUCAUACCUCAAGUGUUCGAUGACAAGUUCUGUGGAUGAUAAAAAGGAUACGACCGCAGUAGGAGAAAUAACAUUUGAUUUUGUAUUUAAUGCUGGCGGUUCCUCUUCUGAUUCAGACAUUUCUUCUGCAAAAAGGUUUACUUCAGGCGACAAUCAGGUUAGCUUCAAUAAUAUUCAAUCUGACGUUAAUUUUCAAUCAGGUCCUUUUUUCACAGACAAAAAGACUGAUGAAUUAUUAUACUACUCAAGAUCAACCCCACAAGAUUUAGAACAAGUAUUUGUAUUAAGUGGCACCUGCAAUGAAGGUAUAACUUCUGGUUCUAUGGUUUUCACAACCAAUAACUCGGUUGAUUGCUCACAAUUCAAGUUGAAGAUUACUAAUGACUUGAAUGAUUUCUACUUACCUAAGAGCUAUAAAUCAAUCGAUGUGGGAUCAAUUAGAUGUUCAAGUGAUAACAAAAAACUUACUGCUACAUUUAAUAAUAUUCCACUGGGGUAUAGAGUAUUCCUUGAAGGAUUUGAAAAGUAUCCAGAUAAUUCCAUUUAUGUUAAACAUUUAUAUGCUGAAAAUAUUAAAUGUAGCGAUGGAUCUUCUAAGGUGGAUGGAAUCACUAAAAUAAUAAGGGUGGUAGACGGCGUAUCUUCUUCAAAUGGAGAUACUGAAGUAUCGAGUUCGAUUGCGUUAUCUUCAAGUUUAGAAAUGACAAGUACCCAUGAAACGAGUAGUCCAUGCAAUGAGUGUUCUACGACGCCCAUAACAGAGACGGAAACUACAUUGAAUACAAAUACAGUAACUGAAACCAUCUGUUCGGAAUGUGCUCAUAAAACCAGUGAAUCAGCAACUAGGGAACCCUCUUCAAGUGAAUCAACCAGUGAAUCAACAAACAGGGAACCCUCUUCAAGUGAAUCAACAACCAGGGAACACUCUACAAGUGAAUCAACCAGUGAAUCAACAAAGACAAGUAGUGAAGUUGUAUCUUCAAUUAGCAAAUCUUCAGAGACAAGCAGUAAACUUGAGUCUUCAACUACCGAAUCAGAAACUAGCAGUGAAACACCCUGUGAAAGCUGCUCACAUUCAUCCAUCUUGUCCACAUCAAUCCCACCUCCAGUUAGUCAUACAACGGAAUCGUAUACCGAACCGCUGUCAGGUGUGGAGGAAACCACUCUUUGUACUGAAUGUACGUUAUCAUCGACCAUUCAAACUCAAACAGAGACGACUACGUCUAUCAAUAGAACCACAGAAACGAUUUCUUGUUACGACUGUUCAAUUUCGUUGAUAUCGUCUACGUCUGUUCCUCCCGUUGUGGAAACAACCGAGAUGUCUGUCAAUAAUACUACUGAAACACAUUCUUGUCAGGACUGUGUAAGUUCCUCGAUAUUGUCCACAUCCAUUCCACCAGCUAUUGGAACAACAGAGACCACACUGUAUGAAGAAUCAAGUGUUCCUAGUGAGUACGUCGAUUCUCAGACGUCAGAAUUUGUUCUGUCAACCAUCGAUAUAGCAAACGGCACUACAACUUAUGCUGAACCACUGGAAACUGGCGAAUGUCUCCUGUGCGAAUACCCGCCAAUUACCGACGCCGAAACCAUAACCGAGAGUAUUUCUUGCGACGAAGAUUGUACCACUACUUUUCCUACCUACGUUCCUGAAUUAUCUUCAGAAUCACUUCAAAAAGAACAUUCGGACAUCUUGCCCACAUCGUCUACCGUUGACUCCUCCAUCAAUACUAAUUCUCAACCUCAGUCCGAUAUUGCUGAUACGUCCAUCUCAUCGCAUGCUAUUAUUACCGGCACCGCAGCUCUCCCGCCUUCAUAUUCCGCGGAAUACCCAUCAUCAACCCAAUACAUUCCCCCAUACGCAUUUUCGUCCUAUGAAGCGUUAUCCAAUUCGAACAGGUGUUCCUGGAGCGUGUUAUUGUUCUCAAUUCUCGCGUUAUUAGUCUAG